CACCAGUGCCCAUCAGUGCAGCCUAGAAGUGCCGCCAGUCUGUGCCCAGCAGUUGCCCCAGUCAAUGCCCAGAAGUGCAGCCAGUCAGUGCCCAGCAGUGCCGCCUGUCAGUGCCGCCUAUCAGUGACGACUAUCAUGAUGCCAGUCAGUGCCGUCUAUCAGUACCCAUCAUCAGUGUCACCUAUCAGUGCCGCCUAUCAGUGCUGCAUAUUAGUGCCGCCUAUCCGUGACACCUCAUUAGUGCUGUCUAUCAGUGCCACCUAUCCGUGCCACCUCAUUAGUACUGCCUAUCAGUGCCCUUUAGUGCUGCCUAUCAGUGCCGCCUAUCCGUGCCCAUCAGUG
This is a messenger RNA of Staurois parvus, 342 nucleotides long. The record is from the annotation of a GenBank genome assembly. NCBI's taxonomy places the organism in Eukaryota, Metazoa, Chordata, Amphibia, Anura, Ranidae.